AUGGAACACAUUCAGAAAGUGGUAAUUGACAAUCGAAGCAUCUAUUGGCUGGAUCCCUUGAUCUCAUUUGAUCUGAACAACGAUGUGGAAUCUCAAUUUGAUUUUCCCAUCACAUCCAUUGCAUUUGUCUUUUGUUGUUUUGAGAAGAUUGAGAUGUAUUGGAUCUUGGAUAGUCCAGUUAGAUCGCAUGUUCAGACCGAAGACUUUUUGAGCAUACCGUUCAAGGGAUUCAGAGGAGCUAAUCAUAUUGUGGAUGAGUUCACUUUGGCAGACUUGCAAUUUAUGAACCCAUCCGACUGGAUCUCCUUGUUAAACCUUUUUAUGAAAGAUGAAAAGAAGUGUGAGCCUAUUGUGGCGUAUUUGAAAAGGUUGAUCAUCUGCUACAUCCUUGAAAAUGCAAAGAUGGAUGUGGAGAACACAUCAGUUCUGAAAAAAGGCCCGAUCUGA
Messenger RNA from Lactuca saligna, 447 nucleotides. The record is from the annotation of a GenBank genome assembly. Lineage: Eukaryota; Viridiplantae; Streptophyta; Magnoliopsida; Asterales; Asteraceae.